Molecule: messenger RNA, 1092 nt
Organism: Penicillium pulvis
Lineage: Eukaryota; Fungi; Ascomycota; Eurotiomycetes; Eurotiales; Aspergillaceae
Exons: 4
Coding region: 1-1092 (363 amino acids)
Source: RefSeq, a predicted model, not a curated record
AUGUCGCCUUCAGCGGGCACUCUUCAUGCCCUUGGCCAUAACUGGCUGGGGAAGGCGGAUAUUGCUGUUCAGACGAUCUUGUUGUGUGGAGGGGUUGUUGCUGUUGCCUUGAGAUUAUGGUCGAGGAGGCUAUUGGGUGUUUCCUGGCAAUGGAAUGAUUGGUUGAUUUUAGUUUCUUUGAUGGUCAUGAUGGGCCGUUAUAUAGUUGAGCUUUUGCUGAUUUUGAUGUGCGGCUUGGGCUUGCAUACUGCCGAGGUGACUCUGCUUGGAGGAGCUGACACAUUUGUUCGUUUCGACAAGCUCACAUAUGUUGGUGAUCUUCUAUGGAUCACAGUCGUGGCCUUGAUUCAGCUGUCAAUUCUACACUACUAUCUCCGCCAAUUUCAGCAUCGAGUUGUUGUGUUGAUGACAUAUGCCACUAUGGCUCUCUGCUCAGCUCUCUGGAUUGGAAGUUUUUUCGCAAAUGCAUUUUUCUGCACGCCGGCAAAGAAGUUUUGGUUAACAGAUAUUGCUGGUCAUUGCGGUAAUCGCAAAAUGCUACACUUGGGCUCCACUGUGAGCGAAACCAUUCUCGAGGCAUUUAUCAUCUGUCUUCCCAUCCCAGUCCUAUCACACAUGCAACUCUCAAAGGCCAGAAAGAUAUCAAUGGGAGUCGUGUACCUCCUCGGUAUUAUUAUCAUUGUGGCAACGGCAGUUCGCAUAAAAGUCGAAUUCGACCUUAACCCAGACGACGAAACCUUCGGCUCUGCACGAAAAUCCCUUCUCUCAUGCAUCGUUCCUCUACUAGGCAUCAUCGUCGCUUGUCUACCAAUCCUACCACCAGCCAUUCAACGAAUCUUUGGAACAACAAUAUUCUCCCCUUCAGACGGUGAGACCUAUGGGCAUAGGUCAUCGGGCUACUAUAAAACGACCGUCAUAUCAGGCACUCAAAUGGAAGGGCCUGAGAUCCCCCUUGUAACUGUCACGCAGCCUCCCAUGGCAAAGAAAUUGUCGGAAUGGUGUCAUGGCCAGAUUAAGAUUACUUCUGACUGGGAGAUUCAUUCCACGAGGAAUUCAGCUAGAAUUGAUAAGGAUUCUGUGAGGCGGGCUUGA